Molecule: messenger RNA, 1786 nt
Organism: Saccostrea echinata
Lineage: Eukaryota; Metazoa; Mollusca; Bivalvia; Ostreida; Ostreidae
Product: A disintegrin and metalloproteinase with thrombospondin motifs 2-like
Exons: 8
Coding region: 51-1397 (448 amino acids)
Source: RefSeq, a predicted model, not a curated record
ACAUAUACAUAUUACAUUGACAGAAAAAAUGUUCUCUUCAGCUUAUUAAAAUGGAUGUGGAAAAUUGUGAAUAUAAAGUUCUUUGUGAAAAGUGUGUGGCUGACCAAUAUUGUAAAUGGAACUCAGAGUCAUACAAGUGUGCUGCAGUAGAUAACAGUUCAGAAACUAUAUCAUCCACCUCACAAUGUCCGAGAAUUACAUAUAUGACGAAAACUCGUGACAACAAUUCAGCAAUUAUUGUUUUUGGCACUGAAAAUCUGUCCAAGCUGGAAGGAAAUUAUACAUGUCGAUAUAGUGGGUAUGGAAGAGAGAUAACGACGAACUUCAAGAAGCUUGGUAAUGGUACGGUACAGUGCAUCCUGCCACAGCUGAAAGCUUUACCAUCAUUUCCGGGUUGCCUUAGUAUGAAACUGUCUAUAAUGUUUGAAGAAAGCCCUAUAUUAUUUGACACAAUCAAUUUCUUUGAUUGUGAAUUAGAAGCAACACACAUUUCCUGUUUGAAUGAAAACUGUACGGUUGAUGGCUUUUGGAGUUCUUUUGGUCCUUUUGGAGAAUGGAGCAGUUGUAAUCAAACUUGUGGAGGAGGCCAUAAAAACAGGACUCGGUACAGAACAUGCACCGAUCCACCACCAUCAGAGAAAGGGAGAUUUUGUGAGGGACCAUCCAUUGAUAGAGAGAUGCAACAGUGCAACGAGCAGGAAUGUCCAGUUCAUGGUACUUGGACGUUCUUUCAAGAGUUUCAGGACUGGAGCCAGUGUAGCGUAACAUGCGGUGGAGGGACACAGCGACGUGUGAAAAUAAGAACAUGCAUUACGUCCAAAAUUGGGAACGAAACAGAGACAUGUAAUGGAUCAGCAAUGGAACAAGAAACCCAGUCAUGCACAUUUAGUCAGUGCCCUUCAGAAGAUGAUGGUGUUAAAAUAAGCAUUCUAGGCUCUGCUGGCGGAUCAUUGUUGCUUAUAUUUUGCCUGUUCAGCAUUGCGUGUAUUUGUAACCGUCGGAAAACCAUUAAAAGAAUGUCUCAAAUCCAUUCAUCUGUAUUGCAAAGUCAAACACACCUAGAGGAAAACGAAGAUCCCGGUCGUUCACACUAUAAUUACAUAACUGAUACAAUAGGAAAGUCUGAAGACGAAGCUGAAGUGUAUCAGGAAAUUGUUGAAUUGGAUGAAACCGAUUAUUUAACACCUAUUAAUGCUACGAACUCCACAAAUCCUGAAAAUAUGGAUAUUAAUGAAUCAUCUUUGAUAGAACAUAGUGACCAUUCGUCAAACGAGUAUUACAAGUUAAAAACUAUGAGACAUGACAACCCGUACAGUGACUUUAAUCAUUUACCGAUGGACGAAACUUCGGAUGAUUUCCUCUCAAACGAAAACAAUCAUGACACUGAUGUUCAUUAAGAGAAUAGAUAAAGGAAUCUUUUCGGAUGAAAUAAAAAUUUAUGUGCCUUAACACUUUGCAAUGAACUAAUACCUUCCAUCCAUGGAUAUUGUGUCAGUAAAAUACUUAUAGCCGAUAACAGUGAUGGUCAUCAAAGUUUUAUGAAUGAAACAUUUUACUAUGAAAAUGCUGCGAGUCAAAUGAGUGUGCGAAAAUUCUUCAAGUGAAGGAAUUUGCGAAACUUAAAAGUAAAGAAAAAAAUAAACUAAGAAGGAGAUCUCAAGCCUAUUUUAAAGUUGAUUUGUUACAUAUGCUUCACUUGCAUUUGAAUAUAAAUAAUUCUGUAAAGUAUGCGCUUUAUAUCUUAAAAUAUUUUAAUCAUGUUCAAAAUACUGCUAUUUAAAUUGAU